This is a messenger RNA of Colletotrichum phormii, 594 nucleotides long. RefSeq lists its product as uncharacterized. Bases 80 to 472 code for a protein of 130 amino acids. The transcript has a single exon. The record is from RefSeq and is a predicted model, not a curated record. NCBI's taxonomy places the organism in Eukaryota, Fungi, Ascomycota, Sordariomycetes, Glomerellales, Glomerellaceae.
UGAUCAGAGGAUGUUACAACGACUUUGUGAUACUAGAAGACCAAUCGAUGAAGCAAGAUAGUCAUCGGCAUUACUCGACAUGAAAAUGUACCCAUGUCCAACAACACUCCCUCUCCGUGUGUCUCUCUUUCUCUCUACUCUGCUCUUGGUGUCUUUUCCGUCGUAUCUUCUUUCACCCGUAUGCGUAUUUAGCUCGCUAAACUACCCCAUCCAUCCAUCCCCCGUCUUCGUUUUGAUCGGGAGAAGGAAAACCCAUGCGUGUCCGGAUAUUUUCGUGUACGCCCGGAACGCCGCCCAUAUGACAAGAAAGAAAAAAAAAAAGGAACCUCCGUAUGCGUCGCAGCCUCCCCCUCUGAUAUGCUGCUUGUGCUUGCUGGCAACGAAUGUUUCCCCGCCCCUUUCUUGGGGAUCCCGACUACCUGGUCACAAUGGACCAACCCGACCCGUUUUCGUUCCCAAUAGAGAAUGUUGACACAUGCCCAAGCUUAGCCUGAGCAGCCCUGCUUCGGUGCCUCAGAGACCGAGCAGGAUCAUUACGAAUACGUACACAAAAGGGAUUGUGAAAAGAUCAAAAAAAAAAAAAAACGCCCUGAC